Molecule: messenger RNA, 2898 nt
Organism: Triticum turgidum subsp. durum (durum wheat)
Lineage: Eukaryota; Viridiplantae; Streptophyta; Magnoliopsida; Poales; Poaceae
Source: the annotation of a GenBank genome assembly
AUGGCUCUCACGACGCACCCGCCGCUCCGGCUCCACGCGCGGCCUCCCGCCGUGGCCGCCGCCCACCGGCGCCGCGCGCUCCUCCCGCCGCGCCGAGCCCGCCCCUGCCGCUGCUGCGCUGCCGCCGGCGCCGACGCGGGGAAGGCGCAGGCCAGGCGGGCGUACCCGUACGACGAGAUCGAGCCGAGGUGGCAGGCGCACUGGGAGGAGCGCCGCACGUUCCGCACCCCGGACCUCGGCGACGGCCUCGACACCUCCAGGCCCAAGUGCUACAUCCUCGACAUGUUCCCCUACCCCAGUGGGGCUGGGCUGCAUGUUGGGCACCCCCUUGGGUACACGGCGACCGACAUUCUGUCGAGAUUCAAGCGUAUGAAAGGCUUCAAUGUCCUGCAUCCCAUGGGAUGGGAUGCGUUUGGCCUUCCUGCCGAGCAGUACGCUAUCCAGACGGGAACCCACCCGAAGACUACAACUGCGCGGAACAUUGACCGCUUCCGCACACAGCUUAAAUCAUUAGGUUUUUCAUAUGACUGGGAUCGUGAAAUCUCCACAACAGAACCAGCCUACUAUAAAUGGACGCAAUGGAUUUUUCUUCAACUACUGAAAAGAGGAUUGGCUUACCAGGCUGAGGUACCGGUCAAUUGGUGCCCUGCUCUUGGGACUGUUUUGGCGAAUGAGGAAGUAAUUGAUGGUGUCAGUGAACGUGGUGGUUAUCCUGUUAUAAGAAAGCCAAUGCGCCAGUGGAUGCUGAGGAUAACAUCUUAUGCUGAUCGACUUCUUCAAGAUUUGGAUGAUCUUGAUUGGCCUGAGAGCAUAAAAGAAAUGCAAAGAAAUUGGAUAGGGAGAUCGGAAGGUGCUGAGCUUGAAUUUUGUGCAGUUGACCAGGAAGGACAUGAUUUAGGCGCCAAAUUGACAGUUUAUACAACAAGGCCUGACACCAUUUUUGGUGCAACAUAUCUUGUUGUAGCACCUGAGCAUGUUUUGUUGCCGUCUCUAACAUCUGAGGAACAACGUGCAUAUGUAGAGGAAUACACAGAAGUUGCAGCAAGAAAGAGUGAACUUGAGAGAACUGAACUUCAGAAGGAAAAAACUGGAGUUUUCAGUGGUUCUUAUGCUAAGAACCCAGCAACCGGGGAGAUAAUUCCAAUUUGGGUGGCAGAUUAUGUCUUAGCAAGUUAUGGCACUGGGGCUAUCAUGGCAGUGCCUGCACAUGAUUCCCGUGACCAUGAAUUUGCCUUGAAAUAUGAACUUCCAAUCAUUAAGGUUGUAAGUCCACCCAAUGGCAAUUGUGAUCCCGAGGAGGCUUAUGCAGAUGAUGGUAUCAUGAUAAACUCAUCCAGUUCUUCAUCUGGGUUAAAUAUCAAUGGUAUGCUUUCACAAGAUGCUGCUUUAGAAGUUACUGCUUGGGUAGAGAGUAAUGGAUUUGGAAAGAAAAAGGUAAACUACAAGCUUCGAGAUUGGCUUUUUGCUAGACAGCGUUAUUGGGGUGAACCUUUCCCUGUGAUUUACCUUGAUGAUACCAAUGAAAUGGUGCCUCUUACAGAAAACCAGUUGCCUUUAACUCUUCCUGAAUUGGAUGAUUUCACUCCCACUGGUACUGGGGAGCCCCCUUUGACCAAAGCAGCAGAUUGGGUUAGAACCACUGAUCUUUUAACUGGGAAGCCUGCAAGAAGGGAAACAAGCACCAUGCCACAAUGGGCUGGUUCAUGCUGGUACUAUUUGAGAUUCAUGGAUCCAAAAAAUUCCAGCACAUUGGUUGACAAGGCUAAAGAAAGGUGCAUCCUUCUUUCACAUUUGAUCUUCAGUAAGAGAUGUGUGUGUAACUUCUUUUCUAUAUCUUGCAGUUACUGGGGUCCAGUAGACAUCUAUGUCGGUGGUGCUGAACAUUCUGUCUUGCAUUUGCUGUAUGCAAGAUUUUGGCAUAAGGUUCUGUAUGAUAUUGGCGUGGUCUCCACUAAAGAGCCCUUCAAGUGCCUGAUAAACCAAGGAUUAAUACUAGGAGAAGUUGAGUAUACUGCAUAUAGAGACAACGAAGGCAAAUGGGUUUCUGCAGACUCAGAUUCAAGUCUGAGUGAUUGCAUCCAAGAAAGAGUACCAGCAGAUAAGAUCACAAAAGUUGGAGAUCAUUAUGUGCUGAAGGAUGAUCCAAACAUUCGUCUAAAUGCACGCGCAUACAAAAUGAGUAAAAGUCGAGGAAAUGUCAUCAACCCUGAUGACGUGGUUUCAGAAUAUGGUGCCGAUUCUCUCCGCUUAUAUGAGAUGUUCAUGGGACCGUUGAGAGAUUCAAAGACAUGGAGCACUGGUGGAAUUGAAGGUGUGCAUCGGUUUCUAGGUAGGACUUGGAGACUCGUGGUUGGCGCACCAUUACUGGAUGGAUCAUAUAAAGAUGGAACUAUGGCCACUGAUGUCGAACCAACCUUUGAGCAGCUCCGCGUUCUUCACAAAUGCAUUGCAAGGGUUUCAGAGGAGAUUCAGGAAACAAGGUUUAACACUGCAAUUUCUGCAAUGAUGGAGUUUGUGAAUGCCGCAUACAAGUGGGACACUCAACCGAAAUCUGUUAUAGACUCCUUUGUUCUGUUGCUAGCACCUUUUGCACCACACUUGGCUGAGGAGCUUUGGUUUCGUCUUGGACACGCACAAUCAUUGGCCCAUGAACAGUUUCCAGAGGCAAAGAAUGAGUAUUUGAAGGAAUCAGAGAUUGUGCUCCCCGUGCAAAUCAAUGGGAAGACCAGGGGUACAAUCCUUGUUGACAAGGAGUGCUCCGAGGAUGAUGUGUUCCAAAUAGCAGCCUCAGACGAGAGACUCUCCAAAUAUUUGGAUGGGAAGGCCAUCAGGAAGAGAAUUUAUGUGCCUGGAAGGAUCUUGAAUGUUAUACUAGAUCAACAAAAGGCAAGGACGUGA